Molecule: messenger RNA, 678 nt
Organism: Rotaria sordida
Lineage: Eukaryota; Metazoa; Rotifera; Eurotatoria; Philodinida; Philodinidae
Source: the annotation of a GenBank genome assembly
AUGUUAUAUUUAAAAUUUACUUUUUUAUUAUUAAAUUUAAUAUCUUUUUCUUUAUGUCAAAAUCGACGACGACAAAAUUAUCAAAUUGAAUGGAAUUCUUCAAAUUCAUUUUUUCAAUCUAAUAAAUCAUCUGCACUUAAUGUACGUCUUGGUGAUACAAUUGAUUUUCUUUGUCCACAUUAUAAUCAAUCUUUAUCUGUUGAAUAUAAUACAUUAUAUUUAGUAUCAAAAAUUGAUUAUCAUUUAUGUCUUACAGAAAAUUAUCAACCACUUAUACAAUGUGAUCAACCAUAUAGUUCAAAACGUUUAAUAUAUACAUUAUCAAUAUCAAAAUAUUUACCAUAUCCAAAUAUGCCAGAAUUUCUUGAUGAUCAUUCUUAUUAUUUUAUUUCAACAUCAAAUGGACAAAAAACAGGUAUUAAUCAAAAAUUUGAUGGUUUAUGUCGUACAAAAAAAUUUCGACUUAUUAUUGAUGUACAAAAAUAUUAUCGACGUUAUUCAAUAAAUCAUAAUAAUCAAUAUCGUAUGAAAAUACAAAAACAAUUAUCUAAUGAAACUUAUGAACAAUAUCGACAAUGGAUUUCUUCUAGUAGUAGUAGUCAUAGCAGAAGAUUAUUUUCUUCAUUUGUUUUUUCAUUGUUGUAUAGUCUAUUGUAUUUGUAUUCAUCUUUGCUAUGA